AUGAUAUUUCAAAUACUGGAAACCGUGAGUAGCAGGCAAAGAAGGAUCAGAUACCAAGUUCCAUCCCACCAUUACCAACCAUUAACCCAAAAUUCGGCACAAAAUACGACGACACUACGUAAAUCCACAACAGAACUUUCAGCUACAAAUUAUAUUGUCGGCAAGAAAAUUCACUUUAUCGGCAUCAUUGACGCUGUCAAGUUUGACGUCAUCGUCGUCGUCGUCACCAUCUUUUUCACAGUUCGAAUGUUGAAGAUGGAAAGCAAAGGAAUUCUUAGAAAGACGCCAAAUAAUGUAUCAGGUCGUGGACAGCAACGCCACCACACGAGCGACUGGGCGGGAGGAGGCGGAAAUGGAGGAGGAGGCGGAAGUGGAGGAGGAGCGAGAAGUGGAGUAGGAAGAGAGAGAGGAAGUUCAAAUAUGGACCAGACAGAUAAGGAGCUCUACGAGGAGGAGAUGCAAUGCGAGGAACAUGAGAACACGUACGUCUGGCUGAUAUUAGGAACAGUAAAAAUAUCGAGGCAGACAGUUUUAGUGUUCGACGACACGCACACCUCAGGAAAAAUAAGGAAGUCGCUGGAAAAUGUUGUUGCUGACCGCGAAACGUAG
Molecule: messenger RNA, 609 nt
Organism: Helobdella robusta
Lineage: Eukaryota; Metazoa; Annelida; Clitellata; Rhynchobdellida; Glossiphoniidae
Exons: 6
Coding region: 1-609 (202 amino acids)
Source: RefSeq, a predicted model, not a curated record